AUGUCACAGUCUUUACCAAGUGUUGAAGAAUUACACAAAUUAAAGUUAAGUGACUUGAAAAAACUAUGCAAAGAAAAUAAACUACCAUCUACAGGAACAAAAGUUGAACUUAUAUCACGUAUAGCAGAAAUGCACGGCAAUAAAUUUGUCUUAUUACAACCUGGAGAUGAAGCAGAACUACUUGGAGAUGAUGAAGAUGGUGAUUCCAAUCAUGUGAAUCUAUCGCAUUCUACAACAACAACAACAACAACUACUACUACAGCAUCAGCAAUGGAUUGUACCAAUGGUGAUACAUCUUCUCCAAGUAGCCUUAACUUCUCAGUCACUUCUGCAACUAAAACUGUAGCACGUAAACGUCCAGCUAGUGAAUUGACACCUGAAAAAGAUACAAUGACUACUGGUGAGAAAGUUUUAAAAAUUACGCAUACAACUGAUGAUACACAUGUGAAUGCUAAAGAAGAAAUAACUAAUAUAUCAGAUUCUGAGCGGCUAAUUUGUCGUACAAAACGUUUUAUGUCAGAUGAUGAGAAAACAUUAGCUCGUGCUAAACGUUUUGGUUUACCGAUUAGUAAUGAUGUAAGCACUGUUUCGUUAAAUAACACUUCAAAAUUGGAUGAACUUGAAAAGUUGAAAAAACGUGCUGAACGAUUUGGUUUAACUACUAGUAAAACAUUAGAAAAGUUAACCGAUUUGGAGCGUAAAGCUAAACGUUUGGAAAAGUUUGGUAAACCACUGUCAUCAGGAAACACACAAAUGAAUGAUGAAUUAGCAAAGUCUCUUCGUGCACAGAAAUUUGGUUUAGUUUUGUCCAGUAAUAACACCACCACCACCACCAACAACAACAACAACAGUAUGUCGGAUGCUGAAAAAUUAUCUAAACGUCAAGCACGAUUUGGUUUGCUUGCUUCCUGGAAACAGGAGUGGUUUAAACACAUUGAAACGAACUUGAGGUUUUCAAAUCAUGACCUUGAAAGUGCAUUACUAAACUUGUUCUCAAUAAUCGACCUAAUGAAAAAAGAAGAUAAAAGUGAAUCAAAACCAAAAGUUUCAGAAUAUUUACCAAAAUGUGGAGUUGUUGUUGAUUUAUAUAGUCCAGAAGAAAUGUCAAUAGAUCAAUUGCUAGAAAUUUUUGAACGUCGUGGUUUCAAAUCUUUAGUAUCAAAUGUGAAUACAUUGGAACAGAUUGUUAAUCUGUAUUAUGAUCAUCUUAUGCCAAAAUAUAAUCGUGAUGAAUGGAUUACAAAUGAUGAAUUAACUGCACCUACAUCUGUUGAUACUUUUAGUAAUGAUAAUAAUACUACUAAUAAUACUAUUGUUAGUAGUAAUGAUUUGCCAAAUAAAAAAUCCGACUCAAAUCAACCCAAUGAACGUAAACGAACUGCCAAUGAUUUAGAUAAUCUUGUUAUCACUUAUGAUGUGAAACGAUUCACUCCUUCUUGUUCGAUUAAAACUUCUAAUUCACCUUCCAAUGAACAUAAUCUCACUGUGAUAUAUCCGAAAAAGUCAUCAGUUAAAUUGACAAAUUCAAUCAAUAAUCAAUCUGUAUGUAACACUUUGUCCAAUGAACAGAUACCAAAAGAUAAUGUGAGUAAAACUGUGUCAUCAAUUCAUUCAAUAGAAGAUUUCGCUUUGAAUAAUCAUGCUAAUACUACUACUAAUACUACUAAUACUACUAAUGAUAAUAAUACUGAUCAAUCUUUGCAGUCCAUCAAAAAACGACCAAAAAUUAAUCGUAAUUUUACAGUGUUUACAAAUCAUGUAUAAUUAUUGUAAUUAUUGUUGUGUAUGAAAUGUAAAUCUUAAAAUGUUAUUGUAUAAUUUCUUUCAUCUGUCACUCUCUCUAUCUCUUUCUUUCAUACAAAUUUUUACACAUUUUGAAAUAAAUGACUUUUCACUUCUUUUUUUUAACGAAAAAAAUUAAAAUAAAAAGUGUGUAAAAAUGAAUAUAAACUUGUUA
Schistosoma turkestanicum is the source of this 1957-nucleotide messenger RNA. The record is from the annotation of a GenBank genome assembly. NCBI's taxonomy places the organism in Eukaryota, Metazoa, Platyhelminthes, Trematoda, Strigeidida, Schistosomatidae.